Fusarium mangiferae is the source of this 825-nucleotide messenger RNA. RefSeq lists its product as uncharacterized. The record is from RefSeq and is a predicted model, not a curated record. Bases 1 to 825 code for a protein of 274 amino acids. Gene Ontology annotation, biological process: DNA replication; double-strand break repair via homologous recombination; nucleotide-excision repair. Gene Ontology annotation, cellular component: chromosome, telomeric region; nucleus; site of double-strand break. The transcript has 3 exons. Gene Ontology annotation, molecular function: DNA binding. Lineage: Eukaryota; Fungi; Ascomycota; Sordariomycetes; Hypocreales; Nectriaceae.
AUGUCUGCUUACUCCGGAUUCACAAAAACAAGCUAUGGCGCCCAAGGGGGUGACGAUUCUGGCGGCUUCUUCGCUGGUGGUUCACAACAGGGCAGUCAAGGCGGCGCCGGCGGCAAGGAUGAGUCCUUGCGCCCUGUCACAAUCAAGCAGAUUCUCGACGCCGAAGAGGCAUACGCUGGCGCAGACUUCAAAAUCGACGGUUCCCCCGUGACACAGAUCACAUUCGUCGGACAAAUUCGCAAGAUUCAGCCUCAACCUACAAAUAUCACCCUCAACAUCGACGACGGAACCGGUAUGAUUGAGGUCAAGAAGUGGAUCGAUGUCGACAAGCAGGACGAUGCUGAUCCCGGUUUCGAGGUGGAGUCUCACGUUCGUAUCUGGGGUCGUCUCAAAUCCUUCAACAACAAGCGACACGUCGGAGCUCAUGUUAUUAGGCCUGUGGCGGACUUCAACGAGGUCAACUAUCACAUGCUCGAAGCUGCAUAUGUUCAUCUCUAUUUUACCAAGGGCCCUCUCGGUGGUCAAGGUGGUGCCAAUGGAGACGGAGAUAGCAUGUUCGUCGAUGGUGGUGGCUACAAUGACAAUGGAGGCGGCAAUGCUGGCCAGGCGCCUACUAAGCUCGCUGGCUGCAGUGGGCUUGCCAAGAAGAUGUUCAACUUUAUGAACGAUACACCUGGUGGCAAUGAAGGUGUCCAUCUCAACGUCAUCACCAACUCUACUGGCAUGUCAGUGCGGGAUGCUCUCACCGCUGCUGACGAAUUGCUUGGCCAGGGUCUAAUCUACACAACAGUUGACGACGAGACAUGGGCAAUCCUCGAAUACUAA